AAAAGCAGAGAAUAUAAAGAGACCGGAUGUUGACAAAUUUCAUGUCACUGUUCUUAGAAGGUCGUUUGUUUUUGUGAGUUAAAGAUUUCUUAUCUCGGAUCUCUCUCUCUCUCUCUCUCUCUAAAAAAUUUUCAUUCUUUUUCUCUCUUCUUCUUUUUUUUUCUUUCUCUUUCUGUGUGUACCAUUUUUUCUUAGACAGAUACAUACAUAGAUAUAGAGAGAGAAAGAGAAAGAUAAGUGUGUCUGGGUGGCCCAUUAGAUCGAAAAUCUUCUAUUUUUCUUGAACCUGAUGACGAUCUAAGCUUCUUCAAUGGUCUUCCAACAACACCCACUUUCUUAUUUUUCUUAUAAUUUUUUUUAUUUAUAAUUAUUAUUUUUUUGUUUUUUAGUGUUUUUUUUAUACCUUUUUUAGCUUUAAAUAGUGGGAAUCUAAAAGUUCCUCAAUUCCUUUUUACUUCUCUUGGUGGUGUUAUUGUUGUUACUCUCUUCAAUGGUAGAAUCCAUCUCAGAUUCUUCUUAAACACCCAAAACUCUUAACAAGAGGAUGUAGCUCUGUGGAAUGGGAACUAAGGUCCAGAAUCUACCAGGAAAUUACUCAAUGAUGAGAGAUCUUAACGAGGAAUCCAGCAGUUGUGGCUGGCCCUUUUAUGGCGAUAGAACACCGACAAAUGGGAAGUAUUAUGAUAACUAUCUUCCAAGUUCCACCGCUGAUGCAUGUUCUGUGCAUGAUAAGGAUGUUGUCAAGCGUAUGAUGCUUGAACAUGAAGCUAUAUUUAAGAAUCAGGUUUAUGAACUUCACCGUUUAUACAGAAUACAAAGAGAUUUGAUGAGUGAUUUCAAAAGGAAAGAAUUACACAGAAACCAGAUACCUGUCGAGGCUUCGUUUUGUACCGGCCCCUUGACAUCUCAAGUAACAAUUGAAGAUGGCAGAAAAUGGCAUGCUUCUGGCUUUCCUGCAGGAAAUUCGGCUUAUGCUAAGACAUCUGUUUCAGGUGCUGCAGGUGUUCAUUCUCCUUUAGGUUCUAUUCAAGGAAUAAGCAACCAAGUCGGUCCCUUUGCAUCCCGAGACUCGCAUAGUUUAAAAGAUGCCGAGGUCCUUGAGUCCACCAGACCAUUAAAGGUGAGAAGAAAAAUGUUUGACCUUUCGCUCCCUGCUGAUGAAAACAUCGAUUCUGAUGAAAGUGAUGAAAAGCUCAGUGAUGAAAAGACAAGUGGUUCAACGUUAUUUCUUCCUGAUAGAAGUUGUAAAAUUGGAAAGGAGGAUGAUAGAGGAAAGAGUUGUUGCCAGAACACCUCAAGAUCUUCCGAGCAGUCUUUAAGGAGAAGAAAUGGUUUCACUGACUUAAACGGUUUCGCUGACUUAAACGAACCUGUUCAACUAGAUGAGACAUAUGAUUCUCCUUAUGUUCAUGUUCCGAGUAAUUCAGUUGCCGCAAAUGAAUGCUCCGAUCUUACUGCCAGUGCCAAACAAAAGUUAGAGUUUUUUGGUUCGUCUAGGGAACAUUUGCUAAAUUCACGUCAGGGAACUGACAGUUGGGCUAGACAUAAUGGAUAUUUGAAGAAUAAUGGGAAUGGAAAAGAGGGAAUUCCCUUGGCGGCUGAGACAGGGCAUGCUAAAAGUAACCUACAGCCUGUGCCGAAUGUCCUCAAACCGGAGCAAUCACUUUUAUCGUCCCAAACAAUGCAGCAUACAUACAGCCAAGGACCUGCAUCCAAUUAUCUAGAUGGUCGAAACAAGCCUGAUACAUGGAGGGAAAAGACAGUUAGUGAAAGGAAUCAUGAGUACCCUGUUAAUAAACUUCCCGAGUCAAUGGUACCUUUACAUAAACCUGGUCUUGCUCCAGUUGCUUCUUCCUAUGAUUUAUCGAAGUCUUGGUCUCAUUCUGCGGCUUCUUGGGGAGUGGCGAGUUGCAGCCUAAGCCAGAAAUUAAUGUCAGUUCAGACACCUCCAUAUCUUAAUGCAUCCAGUGCCGUCAACAGGAAUUUGGAAGAGUUUUGGCCUCUAAAUAUGAAUUCCAAGCCGAACCCUGGUAUUCAACGCGAUGCACCGUUACGUAACAACGUAUUUUAUGGAGGAUCUUCAUCUGGGUCAAAGGAACCAUCAAUGAACAUGUCUUCCAUUAGCUAUGACUAUCCGACUCAUAAUAAUGACAAGAAGUCUGGAAAAGGCAUCGACUUAAAUGGGAUUCUUUCAAAUGGUUCACACAAUAACAACUUAGUUCCUCAGUCAAGCGUUGGUAUAAUGGAAGGAGAUGCCUUGUCAUGGCUUAGAGCGAAGAACACUCGGAAGAAUGAAGCACAAAAUACUGAUAGAAGCUCCAUUACUGCAGGAGAGACAAAUUUUCUUCACACUGCUCCAUUGUUGAUGAUAGGUGAAACUAGAAAGGGGCCUAGUGGAGAUUUUAUGCAUGGUGUAACUUCGGUUUCAUGUUCUAAUAAUUUUGACCAAAGGAGGACUGAGGUUAGUGCAAGCUCUAGCAAUAAGAAAAUUCUUGGUGUUCCAAUAUUUGAUAUGCCUCAUGUUUCUCCGAAGAAGGAGUUGUCUUCAAUCACUUCUCCCUCUGUGUCAAUUCGCACUCAUGCAGAAGCAGUGGAUAAUAAGCACAAAACCCUGAUGUUUGAUAUGAACAUUCCCUGUGAUGCUAAUGAUCUUGAGCUUGACAAAGAAGGGUUCACCGAAACUGUUGUUAGUAAGACAAAAUCUCCUGCGGCGGAAGCAGACGACUCUAGAAAUCAAAUUGAUCUGAACUUAAGUAUGAGCGAGGAUGAAGGAUCUUUCACAACUAUACCAAGUGCCAAUACAAAAAUGAAAGACGAGAUAGACCUGGAAGCCCCUCCCGUUCCUGAGUCAGACGAGGAUCUCAUUGAGGAAGAAAACAAGCAAGAAACUUCUCUAGCAUCACCUCAAGUUCUACAAGAUGUUGUUGAACAGCCACAGGACGAACUUAUGAGAAAUGCAGCAGAAGCAAUUAUUGUCCUUUCAUCACUUUCAUGUGAUCAAGUGAAUGAUGUUAUCAAUAGUCCACCAGAAAGUCCAACGGUGGAUCCACUAAUUUGGUUUGCGGAUGUAAUUUCCUUGUGUGAUGAUAAUCUCGUGAGCAAGUGCGAUAAUUCGAAAGGGAAAGAUGGCGAGGAUGAUGACAGAUUUGAUUAUUUUGAGUCCAUGACAUUGAAACUUGAAGAGAUGAAGGAAGAAGACUACAUGCCGAAGCCUCUUGUACCGGAAAACUUGAUAGUGGAAGAAAUAAUAAGUACUUUACCUACUCGGACGCGAAGGGGGCCCGCAAGGAGAGGGAGGCAGAAGAGAGACUUCCAAAGGGACAUCCUUCCAGGUCUUGUAUCUUUAUCAAGGAAUGAAGUAACAGAAGAUAUUCAGACAUUUGGAGGCAUUAUGAAAGCAACCGGUCAUUCAUGGCAAUCAGGACUAACUAGGAAAAACUCGUCUAAGAACGGUUGUCGGAGGGGGAGGCCGAGGCGGCAAGUGCAGGUUACCCCUUCUCCCUCCCCACCUGUUGCUGCCAAUGAAACCACCACCCUGUUAACACAGCAGCUUAAUAACAUUGAUGUCGCAUUGGAGGAUAGGAGCUUAACGGGUUGGGGAAAAACAACUCGAAGGCCUCGAAGACAGAGGUGUCCGGCUGGUAAUCCUCCACCGAUUCCAAUAACAUGAUCAUCAUAAGAGGCUUAAAAUUUUUAGAUGAGAAUUUAUAGAGGUAAGCAUUGUGAGUUCCAUAUUUGAUUGAGACAUGAUGUUCUCAAACAUUGGCGAUUCCUCUUGUAAAUUUUUUCAAUUCGGAUUCGGGUAUAAGCUUGAUUGUUGUCAGUAGUCUUUGGAUAAUACCAACUUGUAUUCUUAAAUAAUGUUGCAUGAUUUCUUCUCAUUAUAUCUUUAUAGAACCGUUGAAAUAUAUACAAGUGCUUUCUUCAA
This is a messenger RNA of Trifolium pratense (red clover), 3928 nucleotides long. RefSeq lists its product as uncharacterized. Lineage: Eukaryota; Viridiplantae; Streptophyta; Magnoliopsida; Fabales; Fabaceae. Bases 560 to 3670 code for a protein of 1036 amino acids. The transcript has 4 exons. The record is from RefSeq and is a predicted model, not a curated record.